AAGCCAGAGCUGCAGCAACAGCGUCUCAACCUGGGAUGUGCACCAACCCCGGAGAGCGAGAUCAAAGGGACUGGAAACAGACUGGGGACUGGCGGGGGGAGGGGGCCGGCCAGCCUGUGGAGUCCUUCCGGAGAGGCGGAGGGCCCGGUUUCCACCGCGACUCCAGCGGCCUGCUUGGGGUUUUAAUUAUUAUUUUGAAAUUUUUGAAUCGAGCUAGAGCGAGAGAGCAAGAGAUCUCCGUAGACUGCGACUCGCUGGCUCUCGCUCCGAGAUGAUGCAGAGUGCGACUGUCCCCGCGGAGGGGGCUGUCAAGGGGCUCCCGGAGAUGCUAGGUGUGCCGAUGCAACAGAUCCCCCAGUGCGCUGGCUGCAACCAGCACAUCCUGGACAAGUUCAUCCUGAAGGUCCUGGACAGACACUGGCACAGCUCCUGCCUCAAGUGUGCAGACUGCCAGAUGCAGCUGGCGGACAGGUGCUUCUCCAGGGCUGGGAGCGUCUACUGCAAGGAGGACUUCUUCAAGCGCUUCGGCACGAAAUGCACGGCUUGCCAGCAGGGUAUCCCCCCGACCCAGGUGGUCCGCAAGGCCCAGGACUUUGUCUACCACCUGCACUGCUUUGCUUGCAUCAUCUGUACCCGGCAGCUGGCCACAGGGGACGAGUUCUACCUCAUGGAGGACGGGCGGCUGGUGUGCAAGGAAGACUACGAGACGGCCAAGCAGAACGAUGACUCAGAGGCUGGAGCUAAGCGGCCGCGGACCACCAUCACAGCCAAGCAGCUGGAGACAUUAAAGAAUGCAUACAAGAACUCCCCCAAGCCUGCCCGGCACGUGAGAGAGCAGCUGUCCUCAGAGACAGGCCUGGACAUGAGGGUCGUACAGGUUUGGUUUCAGAACAGAAGGGCCAAAGAGAAACGCCUGAAGAAGGACGCGGGGCGGCACCGCUGGGGGCAGUUCUAUAAGAGCGUCAAGAGGAGCCGGGGCGGCAGCAAGCAGGAGAAGGAGAGCUCUGCAGAGGACUGUGGGGUUAGUGACAGUGAGCUGAGCUUCCGAGAGGAUCAGAUUCUCUCAGAACUUGGCCACACCAAUAGGAUGUAUGGCAACGUGGGGGACGUUACAGGCGGACAGUUAAUGAAUGGGAGCUUCUCCAUGGACGGGACAGGACAAUCCUAUCAGGACUUGAGGGAUGGGAGCCCCUAUGGAAUCCCCCAGUCUCCAUCCUCCAUAUCGUCCCUGCCAUCCCACGCUCCUUUGCUCAAUGGGCUGGAUUACACGGUGGACAGUAAUUUGGGCAUCAUUGCGCAUGCAGGGCAGGGAGUAAGCCAGACACUGAGAACCAUGGCUGGGGGACCCACCUCUGACAUCUCCACAGGAAGCAGUGUAGGCUAUCCUGACUUUCCAACUAGCCCAGCCUCUUGGCUCGAUGAAAUGGAUCAUCCUCCUUUUUAAACUUCUCUCCUCCCCACCCUAUCUGUCCUCCUGGCUUGAGAGACUAUCUUCAAGGAUCAAAAGAGACUUGCCUUUUAAGGAUCAAAAGUACGCCAAUGUGAAUUUCCAUUAUUUUCAAUGGAAGUCCUCCGCUGAUUCCUAGAAGGCUGUGAGAUCACGCUAGGGCGCUGUUUUCCUGGGGAAGCGGCGGGAGAGCAGCCUUAUCUCAGAACACAGCACAGCGGGUAAUGGCCUAGAGCUCUAGGGACGCUGGCUUGUUGGGUCUCUCCCCUCCUGUUCUGCUUAUGGGCUUGGCUGCUCGGUGCUUUGGCAGCAGAAGGUGACUGUGAUAGGCGCCUCUGGCCUUUGGGAACUUUGCUCCAACUGGUGUGUUUCACGCAAUGCCUCCCAAAACGCUGCUUCACCAGAACUGAGAUUCCUGAGGUGGAGGCCUCACAGCCCUUGAGUAAAAUAGAAGUGAUUUCUGGACUACCCUUAUUGAACCUAUAUCUCAAAAUGAAAAGGUCAGUUAUUAAAGGUCAGUGAACACUUCGAUGGCCACAGUUUGAUAUUAAAAACAUGUCCCCCCCUUUUUUUUUGCUGUGAAAAUAUGAAUUCUUUCCUACAAAGCAGAGAAUAUGAGUUUGUUUUGGUUUUUAAGUCCCAUAUGUAUCGCUGACUCCGAUGGCAAGAGGUGGUUUUCAUUGCAGGUGACUGAGGCUGAGCUGAGUGGCCCUGGGGCACCACUGCAGACUGCCUGAUGAGUCCCCUUGGUGCACAGCGUGCCUUCUUCAUUUGCUUGUAUUAUUUAUUCCACAAGACAGGCUGUGGGCUACAAAAUGAGCAAAACUAAAAUGUGGGGAGAAGAGAAUGACAAUCAGUGAACAUUUGUAGACACAUUUGGAUUCCACACCUGCAGUCUGUUCAGCCGUAUCAGCAAAUGCCAGUCUUCCAGAGUUCCCCAUCCUAUUGGGUGAAAUAUUUGGAGUCUGUUUUGAGGGAGUUGGUUUAGAUGAGCUUGCAAGUCUACCCCUGUCUCCUUAAUAAUGAAAGCUUUCUCUGCUGUCCUGGCUGACUCAAUUGGAGGACAGUUUUGGUCGUUUCCAGGAACCAGCAAUGGUUUUUUGGCCUAUGUUGGUUGGGAAGAAUAAUUUGGGGAGCAGCCCUAAAAUUGUCCAAAGGGUUCUAAGUGGUCCUUGGGCUGCAUCUCUCUGGAUUGCUGGCUGGACACCUGCCAUGCUUUGGGCUGCAGUUCCAUGGUCAGAAAGCCAGAGCUCGCUAGCCAGUGCUGGUGCAGGGACUCCUGUUGUGCAGGUUUGCAGUAGCACAUCACCAAGCCUGAGGCCAGGGCAAGGCCAACCCCUGCUUUACCAGUUGCCACUUCUGCGACAGUGCACUGCUGUGGGAAACACUGUUCUGAAUGGUGCUUCAGCCCCCACUGGGUGCACCCAUCUGCCAUCAGGAAGCUCUCCAUUUGCAAACUGGAAUUUAGCCAGCUGGGAUUCACUCCUGUCCUUCUGGAAAGCUGUGGUUUGCUUCUUCUGGCCUCCCAUUCUCUUAAAUGAGAUCAGCAGAGUGGAAAAGGGUGAGAAGGCACUGCCUUUCUAUCACAUGAAGUGAUGGGGCCAGAGACCCUAAGGACCCUUCCUUCUGUGAAUGGUUGGUCACCUUUUGAGGACUGCACAGAUUUAGGCAUGUCGUAGGCAGACUAAAGGAAGAAUACACAGUUCCUCUUGGGCUGCUGCAUCUUUUCUAAGCCUCCUUCCAGGACGAAACUGAGUUCAUUUAAGCUUCUUUCAAAUAGUAAAUUCUGGGAUCAGCCUUUGGGCCACCUCUUCUCUGACCAAUUUUAUAGCGUACCCUUGUUUUUUGGUGUGCUGCAGUGGUCAUGAUUUUUGCUUGAGGAGUCUGCAAAUGUAGAUGCUUUUCUUGAGGUUCCAUGUUUAUGGAUGAUGGUGUGUUAAGCCUAGCCAAUUCUGUGCUAUUGGGAAUUCGGCAAUCAUGUGAACAUUGGGGUGGGGAGGAAGACACAAAUGCAAGAUAACAAGCCAUGUGAGGAAAAGAAAAUGCAAUUGUCUUUUGGAGGAUGGCUUUUUAAAUACACAUGUCUUAGCAGGCUGCUCAAAAUACACAGGAGAAAAGGCUCUGCUGGGCAGUGAGCCAGUUGAAAAGCUGCCCGCUCAGAUCAAUGUUGCAGGUUGACUAUUUGGCUGACCAAGUCAUAGAUUUCAGGGGCACUUGAUGUUUUUGGUGAGUAUAGUGUGGGGGAGAGCAGGCUCUUUAGAGAGGGGGCAUCCUCCUCUGUGUAGCACUGUUUAAGAUCACUCUAAGUUUAUCAGUUUUUGUUUCUGUAAGUUAAUCAUACUAAUUCCCAGUUCAAUAGUGGAAGAAGGAGAGGCCUUACUCAUUUAUACUAAUAUAAUAAAUCUCUUGAGGAACUCAGUGAACAGUUAACGAGAUCAAGAGUUCUUUGGCAUCAGUAGGGCUGGGUAGCUGGAAGAACCCUUGAGAGCACUGGCCUGAAAACCAGGAGAGCUUUAUGUUUUCCAGAGCCACCUCCCCAGAAUGCAGCAAACAUUGUUGCCUGUUUAGAAGCACAGUCACGGUAGGUCUAAGAUUUUUGCAGGUGGAGUUAGCAUUAUGGGUGGGCCGGUGCCACUAAUGAGCCUCUGCAUGACAAGACUGUUCCUUGGCUCUUCUGGAGUUUGGAAAUGGAGAAAAGCAGGGCAUUCAUUACCUUUAGCUUCUCUUGGAGGCACUCCUCUGUUGCUUGGAAGUUCUAUUAUGGGGUAUAACAUGCUACAUGGUAGCUGUUUUCCCCUUGCUAAAAUGUAUGGAUGAAUUUUAAAAAUGAAAUGAGACCUUCUAGAGGCAUUCACAAUAUUUUGACCUGUCUUUGACUCUAAGACAGCAAUUAACUAGCAACCAUUAUCUGCAGUGCGUGGCUGGCCAAUUUUAGAGUAGGAAGCUCUUGAAUCCAGGAGCAAAUUAUUUAAAACCUCACCAGUGGUAACUGGUAUAAGCAAACAUGGAAACUGAGGGGCUUUGGAGGAAUCUAUAUUUGUUGGAAGGUAAUGAAACCAUGGAGGAAAUACCAGGUUUAAGGGCUAAGCUGGCCCAAUGGGUAAAUCACAUUGUUGGGAGUGGGGUUCUUGGCCUUUCAAGGAGUUACUGUGCAACCUCAGGCAAAUUCCUUUCAGUCUUUGUGCUUUCUCUUUCUUGUCUCAUCUGACAGUUAUGAAUAUAAUGUAAAAUAAAAAUCAACUACCAUAUUGCUAACAUUGUUCCUGCAAAUGAAUACUGUGAAACAUCAGGGAAAGAAGAAAAAAUUAAGACUCAAGAAAAGCAUUUGGCAGUGUCCUUAAAAUUUUUUUUCUUGGCCAGUGUAAAACAGGAAACCUAGUAAGGUAAUCUGGCUGUUAGAUCUUCAUCAUUAAGUUCACUUUGCAAGGAAGUGUAAGAAGUCUGUAAAACAAAAGACAUUCCCAUCUCUGAAGCUCAAGCUGGUGAUUGCAAACUGCCUCCUUAUGGGAGGGGUUCAAGGCUUCCAAUUAGAAAAGCUGUGUGCUGUAUGACAGUCCACUCUCUGGAACCUACACUCUCACAUGCCACGACUGACAACUUGGUCAUAACCAUGAAAAUAAUGACCGUAGCCCGCAGGGUCUGGAGGGCCUGAGGAGGCUCAUUUUUAAACAUUGCACUUUAAAAAUUGGAAACCGUGAGAUGAAGAAAAAUUCAAUUAAGUGGAAAUGAGUUUUGUUUUAUUGCCUGCUGCUGAAGGGCUCUGGGCAUGCUGAAAGCUAAAUAAAAAGCACAUCACUGGCUCUCUCUUUCUUGGAUUGGUCAAUUGGCCCUUUUUGCAGUAGUUGCUCCAACUGCUCUAAACACAGUGACUGGAGCCAAAAAGAGAGAGCUCAGCAAAGUCAUCCCAUCCACACUCUGCUUGGUAGGACCACACUAAAAGCACAGUUUCAUGCUGCUAGCUCUGGUGAGGAGAAAGCUGCAGGUUUGGGAGGUACACCAAGCAUUCCUUUGCUUAGGGAGGCGGAGCACAGGUGAACAGAGGAAGGACACCCCCUCUCUCAUCUGUUGCUCACCAAGAGGCAAGAAUCACACCAACUUUCCCACUUGAGGACUGUGUUCGGCCAAACAAGCAGGUUCAGGGCUGUGGGAUUCCAGAAGUUGCUCUGAGCUUGCAGUCAGACCUCAAAGCCCCAGAUCCCCUCAGCUCUGGAUUGUUGCCCUCAUCCUUCACAGUGUAAAUUUUGUACAGUUAAAGAGAAAUGAAGUCUCAUUUCCUGGAGAAAAAAAAAAAAAAAACGGAAAAAAAAAAGGACCCACCUAUCCUUAUUUAUUGCCAUGUGACUUUGGAAAACAGAAGCUGUUGCGUUUGUUUGUAUAUGCCUCCUGUGUGUUGGCAUGAGAUGUAUACGGUAACAUUAUGUAAAAUAAAUAUGGAAAUUCUUUA
Molecule: messenger RNA, 5891 nt
Organism: Cebus imitator (Panamanian white-faced capuchin)
Lineage: Eukaryota; Metazoa; Chordata; Mammalia; Primates; Cebidae
Gene: LHX4
Product: LIM homeobox 4
Exons: 6
Coding region: 272-1444 (390 amino acids)
Biological process (GO): regulation of transcription by RNA polymerase II; neuron differentiation
Cellular component (GO): nucleus
Molecular function (GO): DNA-binding transcription factor activity, RNA polymerase II-specific; RNA polymerase II transcription regulatory region sequence-specific DNA binding
Source: RefSeq, a predicted model, not a curated record